AUGUAGAUUUAUGGACUAUAGGGAUAUUUUUAUAUGAAUUAUUAGUUGGAAAACCGCCUUUUUAUUCAAAAAAUUAACAAAGUCUAUAUAAAUUAAUAGUAAAUAAUAAAUAGUAUUACCCUAAUUAUAUGUCAAUAGAAGCAUAAGAUUUAAUUUCUAAAUUAUUAAAAAGCAAUCCAAAUAAUAGAUUGGGCUCUAAUGGUAUUGAUAAUAUAAAAAAACAUCCUUUUUUUAAUAAUAUGGAUUGGAAUAUAAUUCUUAAAAAAGAAAUGA
Molecule: messenger RNA, 273 nt
Organism: Ichthyophthirius multifiliis
Lineage: Eukaryota; Ciliophora; Oligohymenophorea; Hymenostomatida
Exons: 2
Source: RefSeq, a predicted model, not a curated record